AUGUUGCGAAGGUGGUUUGGUCGAGGCGAUGCUGGGGAGGAGAAGAAGGAGCAAGCGACAAUAGGUUUGGAACUAUGAAAGUUUAUACAUUUAUAUAUUAAUACAUCCAGAGAGGCUUGAGAUAUAGCAACCUUCGAAAAAAAAAACUAUUUUUUCAUUCACCAUAGUCGAUCCAUCAUGACUUGAAAGGCGAAGGAGGCGGAGAAGUGUGCGUGACGUGCGCGUACGCGGUUCUUGGCAAAAGCUCAAUUCCAACCCUGACGGAGUUUUUUGACGACGCCACGCCAAUAUGUUUUCCGUAAAGUGUAGUGUGUCGUGUGCAUGCACCACGGCGCUCUCGCACAUGCCGUGUUCAAAAUAAUUUUCAAAAAACGCCGUGCCCCACUGUGUCACGGCUUUUUGUAUCUAUUCUACUAUUUUUUGAUGCGCUUUUGAAAAAAUCAAUGAAUAGUUAAAAAUGCAAAGAGCGAUAAACGAGCUCACCGAAUAAACGCUGGCGAUUGAUACGAACCAUACGCGUCCCGCCUUCUUCGCCUUUCAAGUCGGGAAAAAUUGACGUUAUAGUUUUGGAGUUUCAAUGAUGACCCAGGGAUCUAAACUGAUUUUUUUCAGAGAGAAUGGAAAAAGGUUUAGAAAAACCGGACGCUCCGAAUGUUACUGUGACUGAUGCACCAACGGACUUUGUCCCACCAAGGAGGAUUGUUCGUGAAGAUGGUUCGAUUUUGGAAUGAGAAUUUUUGGUGGCCACUAUAGAGGCUCGCCAAGGACUACUUGGGGAGGACACUAGAGUGGUCACAGGCCUCUACAGUGGUCACUAUAUUCCGUUUUAGUUGCCACUUCAGUAGUUGUUCAUCCCGUAUUCCUUCCAGUAAAUUUGAUAAUUUCAAAACAAACAGAUUAGACCAGUUAUGUUGAUCCAUUGACCCCUAAAGUGGCCAUUAGAAUUUUUAGUGGUCUAGUAGUAGCGCUUAGACCUCUAUAGUGGCCACUAAAACGUGAAGAACUCUCUACAGAGUCUGAGAUGCACGAACUUAUCGAGCCGAAUAAGGCUCCUGAGACUGUUCCGACGCAUCCGGCAGAAUACCUGAAACCGUGGAAGGGAUACCAUGGGUCCGCUUCUUCUUCGCUCCUUCCUAACGAUUCUAUUCAGAUACAUUGGAGAUUUUGAAGCUCGUUGUGCGAUCCGUCACGACGGCCAAUAUCUCAUCCGACUUGAGGACGGUUUUUCUUUUCCAAGUUUUUGAAACGUCUUCAAACUUCAGUUCGCGGUCAGACAAACAUCCUGAUAUGCGUUGGAGAGCCUUUGAGGCAUGAUAAACGGUGGAGGAGGCCAGGAAUGCCGAAGGAGGGUCCGUAAAAUGUUUAUUAAAAUUCAAAUGAUGGAACAAAAUUUCAGCCGAGGAAGACCCAGACCCUGUGAUUCGUGUCAGGACCCACGUCGUUGAGAAAGACAAGCGCGGCUAUUUUUCGAUCGAAGAUGACUAUUGCUUCGAAUCAGUCGAAGAUCUCCUCGGUUUCUACGUUUUUCAUGGCGAAAAGGUGAAAACCAGAAAGUUCGGAAAAACGGAUCGAUUCCAGUGGAAACUCGCCGCCCAGCUCCGUUACGCGGUCCCUCGCAGGAAUUUCGAGUUCAGGCCACGUUAUAUUGAGCGCAAAAAGAAGGCUAGAACUCGAUUCAAAACGUUUUGAAGUCAACUCAAAUUUUCAGCUGGGUAGUGGCAUCUACGGCGACGUUUUCCUUGCGGCCAUCAAUUACCCGGGUUUCUGGAACGAACAAGCCGUUGGGAAAGCAGUCCGUUUUAAUUAUUAAAAUACCUUGAUUUGAAGAAGAGGAUACCUUUUCUAGGUCAAGCAAGGAAGAACGAACUCGGCUGAACUGAGUCGAAAAAUGAUCGAAGAGGGCCGUAUUUUGCUGAAUUUGAGCCAUCCGAACGUUGUCCAAAUGUAUGGAUGGUGCCUCGACAAUCAUCCUUUCAUGUUAUUGCUUCAAUACUUGCCCGGUGAGCUUUGUAAUGAAGAAAAAAAGUCUGACUUUUGUAUCGUAUUUUUUCCGUAAAGUGUAAUGUGUUGUGUGUAUGCACUGCGGCGCUCUCGCACAUGCCGUGUUCGAAGUUAUUCAUGCGCCUUUAAAAUUCCGUUUUUUUACGCUUGUGCGUCGAAGAUCUCCUGAGUUUUUACGUUUUUCAUGGCGGAAGCUUAUGAUGAAACUUUGCUGAAACGAACUUUAGGACCUCCUGAACAAGAAGAACAAGAAAAAUGUCUCGCACUAGAUUUUGUUUUCGAGUUAGGACACUUUAAAAGCCCGAAAGAGCGCUUUUUUUGUCCUAAUUUGCGUAUUUUACGAACUAUGAAGCUUCAUAACUCGAAAACGAGAUCUUUUUUUUGGUCUGUAAAUAAUAACAAAAAGCUCUUUAGUAAGCACACACACACACAAAGGAAAUCGAGUCGUUGCAUUUUACAGACGGCUCUUUGGACCUUUUUCUCUUGGAGAAAUUCGAGUACACAAGCCUUCAUCAUCUCGUACAGUUCGCGUUAGAUGCAGCUCAAGGCCUGGCUUACAUUCAUAGCCAAAAGAUUAUACAUCGCAACAUCUCCGCUAGAAGUUGUCUAUUGACGAGGAAAGGAAAUGUUUCGAAAUUCAGGGGGAAAAAAAGAAUCCUAAUUUGAAGGUGAAAAUCUCUGAUUUUGAAUUAUCUGUCAAAGGAUGCUACUACCGGAUGAGAAAGGCUGAAAGGCUGCCGACAAGAUACGUUGCUCCGGAAAGUUUGAUCUGCUUCGUGUUCAUCGCCAAGAGCGACUGUUACACCUUUGGAGUUGCGUUCAGAGUUGUUUCCCUGGAAAAAUUUCGAUUUUCAGAAUCUUCUUUUUGAAAUAUUCAGUGGCGGAACGAUCCCAUACGAAAACCUUCCAUCGGAUGAAAUUCGCGAGAAUGUUGGUUCUUUUUCAUUAGAGUCAUUAAAGGCAUAGAGGCAGUAAAAAACAGGGUAUCUUGUAGAGCUUCUCAUUGCGAAUCGAACGGUCUACUCAAAAAUGCACAGACAUGAGCUUUUUUUAAAGAAAAAAAGUGAUUUUUUUAAUUUUUUUAAAAAAAUGCUUGGAUACGGAAAAAAAUGUUUACAGUAGCCGUGCACGAAAUAGACUCGCAUUUUGUGAGAAAUAACCGAAUAUCUACUCGAAAUGGAGGGUUUCUGCUCUGAAAAAUGAUUUAGGCGAACAAAAAGCCCACACGGAUAAUAAAGGAAACGGAAAGUUUCGAUUUCGCAAUCGGAAUCUGUUUAAAAUGAUCAUUUUGCGAUCAAUAUAUUUUUUUCAUAUAUAGUAAGCUCUCAUGACGAAAAUAACUUGACAAGAGAAAAAAUAGAAAGCAAAAAGGAACGAAGAAAAAAGCGAAAAUCCAAAAAAUGUCGAAGCGUGUUGUCCAUAGAGCAACUUUACUGCAAAGGGCCAUUUUGGCGGGAACUCACUUUUCUCUUUCCGACUUUGAAUUGUUUUCUCUCCAAAACUAGGAAGUUCUGUACUUUAUCAAGCUCACCGUUCGACAGGCAAGAAAGAGCUCUACAAAAUGCUAUAUUUGUCUCCAACUUAUCAUUUAUUACUUCCCCUAUGCAGAUUCUGUGCGGAAUCACGAACAAGCUGCCGAGCCGAACGCCGGAUUCGUUGGUCAAAUUCACCGAAGAACGUAUUUGGGGCUACACUUUUAUCGAAAGGCCGAAUGCCAAUGAGGUUGUCCUCUGAAUCUGGAAUUCUGGGAAACAAUUGAGAAUCUUUUACAGAUUGUUGAUUUCCUCGAAAAUUUGCUUAAAGAAAUGGUAGUUUUCUUUUUCUUUUCCCUUUUCAAUAACUAAUCUGUAGAAAGACAAAGCGAAGGUGGCAACGGUUGGCGAGGAGGACGAGGAGCUUAAUGUGAGUUGCGAAAUGUUUCUUUCAGCUCAAAAAAAGUUGCGAAAUUGAAAAAAAUUCAAUAUUUAAACAUGAAAAAAGUUCUGGAAGAAAAUUUACUCGAUUCUUUCGAAAAACAUGUUACCACAGCGUUUUGACGACAUCCUAAUUUUUCCGUAAAGUGUAGUGUGUCGUGUGCAUGCAAUGCGACGCUCUCGCACAUGCCGUGUUCAAAGUAAUUUUCGCGAAAUUCAAAAUUAUCUCUGAAUUUCCGAAGAUCAGUUAUAUUUUUCAUUCUCUGGCGGCUGUUUUGAGUUUACUUUGAACAUGGCAUAUGCUUUUUAAAAAAAUGAAACAUAAAAAUUGCGUUUUUUUAAAUGAGAAGGCGAUUCGUCUCAAGACCCAUUGAACAUGCGCCUUUAAAAUUUCCUGUUGUUUACGCUUGUUCACCAUGACGUCACAUGGGAACGGCGGUGGUUUUGACCCCGCCCCCUUCAAUUUCAGUUUUUAAGUUUCUUCCACUGAAAAAAACGCCAUAUUAUAAAAAAAGUUCAGCGAAACGAAGCGAAAUCGAGAAAGAAUAGACUUCACUGCAAAGUUCGCAGAGAGGUGUUUCUUCGUUUUUUCGACAGUGUUCUUUUGAAAGCUAACUUUCAGGACCUAUUGGAAGAGUUCUGUCCAAUGCAAGUGUCGACCGCCUAG
Messenger RNA from Caenorhabditis auriculariae, 4581 nucleotides. Lineage: Eukaryota; Metazoa; Nematoda; Chromadorea; Rhabditida; Rhabditidae. The record is from the annotation of a GenBank genome assembly.